UGUGGUGUAAAAUUGUUUUCCACUGAACUGCAAUCAAAUAAUGUAAUGCGCCAGCCCGGUUUUAACAGAAAUUGAACGGAUACAUUCCGAAUCUUUCGAAAAGUCAAACAAUCAACCACCAUAUUCCGAGCACGUAUCGAUCCUCCGCCAGCGCAAGAUGGGUCGGCGAAAGAAAACCGCCCUAAAUCUCCCUGCCGGCAGCUUGGUUCCAGUUGCGAAGGCGACAUCUGGGGAGGUAGAUUCAGCCAAACUGCUGGCUGUUGAUGAGCAGCAGCAGCAGGAUCCUUACAUGAUCCCGCUGCAUUCGCGCCAGGCCGCCUUCGCCAUCCUGUGGCUGCUCGUUUACAGCUUUGCCAUGUUCACCCUGCCGUUUGGGGCGUUCUACGGCGUGGCGUACGUGCUGUCGGAGCACUAUCAGAUCGAGGGGUUCCACAACACGUGCGGCUCGGUGCUGGCGGCGGUCCUCACGGUCAACUUCAUCAUAAUGCUGUACGCGUUCCGGGGUUUCCGGGAGGCGGAGGAGGAAGAUCGGGAGCGGGCUAAACAUAAGGCGAGCUAGACAGCCGGCUAAGGGGCCGUACAAAACCGUGUAGAUUCCAUUAAAUUGAACUUAAAUCAUGUCCCGCUAGUAUUACUACUUGAAAAUAAAUACCUCUUUAA
Messenger RNA from Anopheles nili, 660 nucleotides. RefSeq lists its product as uncharacterized. The coding region runs from base 158 to 559 and encodes 133 amino acids. NCBI's taxonomy places the organism in Eukaryota, Metazoa, Arthropoda, Insecta, Diptera, Culicidae. Gene Ontology annotation, biological process: vacuolar proton-transporting V-type ATPase complex assembly. Gene Ontology annotation, cellular component: endoplasmic reticulum membrane. The transcript has 2 exons. The record is from RefSeq and is a predicted model, not a curated record.